AUGCGAGAUCGACCGCUGCCAUUGGAGCCAGUCACCAAGGCGAUCUGCCUGGUCGAUACAUCAUCUAUCUAUCUGCACCAGGUGUGGAAUCUCCGAGAUCUCGCGCAGGAUAUUAGCGGGAUGGUAGCCACCUGCUAUCCCGAAACAAUCGAUCGGAUACUCGUCUGUAAUCCUCCGUUGUACUUUGCCAAGAUCUGGAGUCUCCUGAAGAACUUUGUCGACCCGGUGACUGCAGAGAAGAUUGUCAUGCUAAACUCAACGGAUGCCUAUAGCACCCUUAACAAAUACAUCCAUCAUGAUGAUAUUCCUGCCCAGUUUGGCGGCGCAUUUUAG
Molecule: messenger RNA, 333 nt
Organism: Aspergillus viridinutans
Lineage: Eukaryota; Fungi; Ascomycota; Eurotiomycetes; Eurotiales; Aspergillaceae
Product: CRAL-TRIO domain-containing protein
Exons: 2
Coding region: 1-333 (110 amino acids)
Source: RefSeq, a predicted model, not a curated record